GACUCCCAUACACGUCGUCCCCCAAGCGUAGCCUCUAACCGAUCUGGCCAAUCAGAGUCGCCGCUCAAUGGUACCGAUGUGACCAACGCCGCAACGUCCACGAAUCAUAGCAUGACCAGCACGAAUAUGGCUUCUUCAACAUGCACAGCUUGUGGAAAGACGAUGGCUGGAGCAUUUGUCCGUGCCCUAGGAGCAGUCUACCAUCUGAAUUGCUUCAUGUGCAUGGACUGCGGCGCCGUCGUUGCGUCUAAAUUCUUCCCAAUCGAUGGUCCUGAUGGUAAACAGCAUCCACUGUGCGAGCGGGACUACUUUCGCCGGCUCAACUUGAUUUGCGCGAAGUGUGGGCAGGCCCUUCGAGGAAGCUACAUCACUGCGUGCAACAAGAAGUUUCAUGUGGACCAUUUCACGUGCUCAGUUUGUCCCACCCUCUUCGGCCCGCAAGACUCGUACUACGAACACGAAGGCGACGUCUACUGUCAUUAUCACUACUCCACUCGCUUCGCUACGAAGUGCGCUGGUUGCAACACCGCUAUUUUGAAACAGUUCGUCGAGAUUAAUCGGAACAUGCGUGACGAAUGUUGGCAUCCAGAGUGUUAUAUGAUUAAUAAGUUCUGGAACGUAAAAGUCAGCGUCCGACGACCAAAUAGCCUUCUACCGUCGACGGAGAGUGUCGACCAGCCGCCUCCCGAACAGCCAUGGAUAGAGGAAGAGAAGAGGGAAACGGCAACCUCGCUCAAGGACAAGCAGAUCCGGAUGGAACAGCAAGUUUAUCGGAUAUGGACGGUGCUGUCAGCUUUUGAGGAGUCUAGUGCUGCGUGCAUAUCGGACAUGCUGCGACAAGUCAGCAACGGACAAUAUCUGGAAGCGAUCCGGAUGGCGGAGAGGUUUAUUCUUCAUGUCGAAGUGUUGUUCGCAACGAUAGACGAUUUGGAAUACCAAUUCACCCGCCUUAACCUGAAAGGCAUGUCACAUGUCCGCGAGGCGCGUAUGCUCUGUCGAAAAACGGUGGACCUCUUCACCUUACUCUCCCAUACGCAAGAGACUGGCGCUCGGCGGAUGGGCAUGACACAAGAGCUCCUCGCUCUUGUGACAGGACUGGCGCAUUACCUCAAGAUCCUCAUUCGGAUUGCUUUGACGGGCGCAUUAAAGCUGGAGCGGGAGCAAGACGUCCGUGAGGCGCUAGGCUCGUUCUUGGACAAGCUCCACAUGCUCGCCAUCCAGGGUGGAAAUCCAUCAGCAAAACGGAUGAUGAAGCGGGCUAAUGGCGAAGUCCUCUCUCCUGGCGACGCGGGCAACGUCGGAACGCAAGGAGUUACUUAUGGGUUCAAGAGCUUGGCUCCCGAGAACGCAGGCGAAUCGCCAUUUGCUGUCGGCCCCCGAGAUCAUGCUUUGGUGAAGGUUGCUGUCGUCAAUCCUCCUUCAGAUCUCUGUGUCAAGUGCAACCAAACUGUGGAGGAAGAUUGUGCGAGACUAGGCACGUUCCAGCGCUGGCAUUCUCACUGUUUGCAAUGUGCGACAUGUGGGAAAGCCGCGGCGAUGCCGACGCCGAAGGAGAACGCUCCGAAGCCUAUUACGGAUGGUGCCAACCUCGACGACCGGGAGAAAGAGAAGGCCGAAGGCAGCACUGCUCCGAAGCUGUCUUCCGCUCGACGUCCGCCCGCGAACGUCAGGGCGUUCGUGUAUGAUUCGGACUCAAUGAAGGACACUCAGCAAUUCGGACCCGUGCCAACCGUCAUCUUCUGCACUGACCACGCGCAUCCCAAUUGUCGACCUGGUUUUCAAGCAGUUUCGCGGCUAGAGCAGUACGCCUUCCUCCUGAACGUCGCCCUCCGGCGGUUAUAUGUAUUGCUGAAGAAGCGGGGAGUUGUUCCUGCAACGCCAACUGCUGCCUCUCCGCGAGAAGCCGGACAGGAUCCUUACGGUGACGACAUCAAUCGCCUGAAGUCUGUUCACCUCGAUCGCAAACUGUCAGCCACGGCGCGUGUACCCAGACGUUCGACCAUUGUGGAGAGUCCGACAGGCAAGAUUGCGCACCCAACAGAUUUGAACCAUCGUGAUGCAUCAUAUUCACGCUCGCCGCAACAGCAGCCACGCCUACAGAAAGCCCCGCAGCAUAGCCUACAGAGUACCCGUUCAGCAAUGGAGGCGAGCGUUAUUCGACCUGCGUUUGCGAGGAACAACACGGAAGUCAUGAUUGUGGAUGAGUCUGCACCAACAUCGCCAACUGGGGGUGUCGACGAGUCGAAGCUGCCGGGGGUAGAAGAGGGCAUCACUUUGGCGGAUAUUCCACAGCUUGUGGAAGCAGCGCAGGCGCGCGAGCAGCACCGGUCACUGCCGCGACAGAGCUCAAUACCGUUCAUUGCGGAGUUGAGUCCUGUGGAACUCGCAAUUGUCCGGCACACCGCAGUGUUAGCUCUGCAGCGGUCUCCGCUACGAGAUCAGUUUGAUUUGGACGAGAUUCUCGAGCUCGUCGAAAUCAAGAAAAGCUCGUUCUGGAAUAAGCUGUUCAAGCAAGGCUCCGACAAAAAGAACGUCAAGAAGAAGGGCGUCUUCAGCGUUCCAUUAGAGCUGUUAGUCGAGCGCGAAGGGGCGGAUUCAUUACAUGGUGCAUCAAGGGCUGCACUGCGGGUGCCUAGCUUCGUGGAUGACGUCGUAUCGGCCAUGCGACAGAUGGAUAUGUCUGUCGAAGGCAUCUUCCGGAAGAACGGAAACAUCAGACGGCUGAAAGAGCUCACGGAUACCAUUGAUCGUGAUCCGUCGUCGGUCGACCUGACACAGGAUAACCCUGUACAACUCGCUGCGCUUCUGAAGAAGUUCCUCCGCGAACUCCCCGAUCCAUUACUGACCUUCAAACUGCAUCGAUUAUUUAUUGCCACGCAAAAUCUUCCUACCGAGGCAGAACGGAAGCGGAUGCUGCACAUGGUGUCGCUCAUUCUUCCAAAGCACCACAGAGAUACUAUGGAGGUGCUGUUCGUAUUCCUCAAAUGGGUUGCGUCCUUUGCGCAUCUGGAUGAGGAGACGGGAAGUAAAAUGGAUCUUCCAAACCUUGCCACAGUGGUCUGUCCCAGCAUCCUCUAUUCGAGAGGAAGGGACGGCGUCCGUGACGAGAGUUUCGGUGCUAUUCGUGUUGUCACCUCUUUGCUCGAGAACCAGGACGAAUUCUUCUGCGUUCCCGAGGAGCUCUUACCCAUCUUGCAUGAUCAGGAGUAUUUCCAGAGCAGCAUGGAACUCCCGAGCAAGGAGUUCCUCAAGAAAUGUGAUACCUAUUACAAGGUGAAGAUCAUCGGCCGUACACCCGGCUUGACCUCGCCGGUCAUGGGUUCCCAGCAGUUCAACUUCAAUACUACACGGUCGGAUGAUUCAAGGUCAUUACCUCCACGAGCGGACUCACGAACGCUCCAAUCAAAUCCUCAGUAUCCGGAGCGAACGCCAGUUGGGUCACCUUCACCAUCUGACCACGCACCACCGCGCAAUGGUCUCCAGUCCCGCCAGCAGUCGCCACCGAAUAUGCAACAUUCACCAUACUCAUACCCGUCAGCAUCUGGGCCACAGCCAUCACUGUCACAAGGCGUCGCCGCUCUCCAGGUGCCACAGCCGCGCCCUGCUAUGGCGAGCUACUCAUCGGAGAACGGUAGCAACGAGUGGACGCCGUCGCCAAUACCCACGAGCAGGCCGCCGUCGCGCCCGGGUUCAUCGUACGUGCCCCCGAGGAGUAGUGGUGAGGGAAGUCAUCCGUUCACGUCUAAUUCGCACGCCGCGCAGGCUGUACGUCAGCGCGUGUAGUAGCCGUCUACUUUCACGUCUCUUUUCUGGCGGAACUUUGUAUAUAUGAUUUUCUACCUCUUGCUGUCAGAACGCGCAUCCCCUCGUUUGCAUCGCUGCUUCAUUCCC
This is a messenger RNA of Phanerochaete carnosa HHB-10118-sp, 3891 nucleotides long. RefSeq lists its product as uncharacterized. Lineage: Eukaryota; Fungi; Basidiomycota; Agaricomycetes; Polyporales; Phanerochaetaceae. Gene Ontology annotation, cellular component: cytoplasm. The record is from RefSeq and is a predicted model, not a curated record. The transcript is spliced from 12 exons. The coding region runs from base 127 to 3783 and encodes 1218 amino acids. Gene Ontology annotation, biological process: signal transduction; actin cytoskeleton organization.